Sarcophilus harrisii (Tasmanian devil) is the source of this 5618-nucleotide messenger RNA. It is a transcript of the gene PPIP5K1, whose product is annotated as diphosphoinositol pentakisphosphate kinase 1. The record is from RefSeq and is a predicted model, not a curated record. The transcript has 31 exons. Gene Ontology annotation, cellular component: cytosol. Bases 106 to 4491 code for a protein of 1461 amino acids. Gene Ontology annotation, biological process: inositol metabolic process; inositol phosphate biosynthetic process. NCBI's taxonomy places the organism in Eukaryota, Metazoa, Chordata, Mammalia, Dasyuromorphia, Dasyuridae. Gene Ontology annotation, molecular function: diphosphoinositol pentakisphosphate kinase activity; 5-diphosphoinositol pentakisphosphate 1-kinase activity; inositol hexakisphosphate kinase activity.
GGGAAGUCGCGCUUUGAUUGGGUCCCUGUCAGGUGCCCGCUGCCGGCAGGUUCGGCUGCGCCGGCUGAGAGAGGCGGAUCGGGAUGAGUGGGUCUCCUGGUGGGAAUGUGGUCUCUGACGGCCAGUGAGAUCGAGAGUGCCACGCCCCGCUUCUUCGUUGGAGCUGGGGAUGAGGGGCUGGGCACCCAGGGAGCAGGCAUGAGUGUGGAGGAGAGUGAAAGUGAGCUCCUUGAAGAUGAGGAAGACGAAGUGCCUCUUGAACGGCAGAUUAUUGUUGGCAUUUGUGCCAUGACCAAGAAGUCCAAGUCCAAGCCAAUGACCCAGAUCCUAGAACGACUAUGCCGCUUUGACUACCUAACUGUGAUUAUUUUGGGUGAGGAUGUUAUUCUCAAUGAGCCUGUGGAGAACUGGCCACCUUGCCACUGCCUCAUUUCUUUCCACUCCAAAGGUUUCCCCCUGGACAAAGCAGUUGCCUAUGCCAAGCUUCGGAAUCCCUUCCUCAUCAAUGACCUAACUAUGCAGUAUUAUAUCCAGGACAGGAGGGAAGUAUACCGAAUCCUGCAAGAGGAGGGCAUUGAUCUGCCUCGAUAUGCUGUGCUUAAUCGUGAUCCUGCCCGGCCAGAGGAGUGCAACCUCAUAGAGGGUGAGGACCAGGUGGAGGUGAAUGGAGCUGUGUUUCCCAAACCAUUUGUGGAGAAGCCAGUGAGUGCUGAGGAUCACAACGUCUACAUCUACUAUCCCAGCACAGCUGGUGGGGGGAGCCAGCGCCUCUUUCGUAAGAUUGGUAGUCGAAGCAGUGUGUACUCUCCUGAGAGCAGUGUCCGAAAAACUGGAUCUUACAUCUAUGAAGAAUUCAUGCCCACAGAUGGCACUGAUGUCAAGGUGUAUACAGUGGGGCCAGAUUAUGCCCAUGCUGAAGCCCGAAAGUCUCCAGCAUUAGAUGGAAAGGUGGAAAGGGACAGUGAAGGGAAGGAGAUUCGAUACCCAGUCAUGCUGACUGCCAUGGAGAAGCUGGUGGCCAGGAAAGUCUGUGUUGCUUUUAAGCAAACAGUCUGUGGGUUUGACCUUCUUCGUGCCAAUGGUCAUUCCUUUGUCUGUGAUGUCAAUGGUUUCAGCUUUGUCAAGAACUCAAUGAAAUAUUAUGAUGACUGCGCCAAGAUCUUGGGGAAUACCAUAAUGCGGGAGCUUGCCCCCCAGUUUCAGAUUCCUUGGUCUAUUCCUACAGAGGCUGAAGACAUUCCCAUUGUCCCCACCACAUCUGGUACCAUGAUGGAACUCCGUUGUGUCAUUGCCAUCAUCCGUCAUGGGGAUCGAACUCCCAAACAGAAAAUGAAGAUGGAAGUUACGCACCCCAGGUUUUUUGCACUGUUUGAAAAACAUGGUGGUUAUAAAACUGGGAAACUGAAGCUGAAAAGGCCUGAGCAGCUGCAAGAGGUGCUGGACAUCACUCGGCUGUUGUUAGGAGAGCUGGAAAAGGACCCUCGUGGUGAGAUUGAAGAGAAGAUAGGAAAACUGGAGCAGCUGAAAACUGUAUUGGAGAUGUAUGGUCACUUCUCAGGCAUCAAUAGAAAGGUACAGCUGACUUACUAUCCUCAUGGAACCAGAGUCUCUAAUGAGGAACAAGAUCAACAGCAAAAGACCCUCGCUCCAUCUCUGCUGUUGGUGUUAAAGUGGGGUGGGGAGCUGACUCCUGCUGGUCGUGUCCAGGCUGAAGAGCUGGGACGAGCUUUUCGCUGCAUGUACCCAGGUGGCCAGGGGGACUAUGCUGGCUUCCCUGGUUGUGGGCUCCUACGGCUCCAUAGCACUUAUCGCCAUGACCUCAAGAUCUAUGCUUCAGAUGAGGGUCGUGUACAGAUGACGGCUGCAGCCUUUGCCAAGGGAUUGCUGGCACUGGAGGGGGAGCUGACACCCAUCCUGGUGCAAAUGGUGAAGAGUGCCAACAUGAAUGGGCUUCUGGACAGUGAUGGUGAUUCUUUGAGCAGCUGCCAACACCGUGUGAAGGCACGAUUACAUCACAUUCUACAACAGGAUACAUCCUUUGGCCCUGGAGACUAUGAGCAGCUGGCCCCUACUGGUAGCCUUUCCCUGCUUAAUUCAAUGGCCAUAAUUCAGAAUCCUGUGGAGAUCUGUAACCAGGUAUUUGUCUUGAUUGAGAAUCUCACAUACCAGAUCCGGGAACGGCUGCAGGACCCUAAGUCGGCAGACUUGGAAUUGUACCACAGUGAAACUCUGGAAUUGAUGCUGCAGCGCUGGAGCAAGCUGGAACGUGAUUUUCGGCAGAAAAAUGGACGCUUUGAUAUCAGCAAAAUCCCUGACAUCUAUGAUUGUGUCAAGUAUGAUGUGCAGCACAAUGGGAGUCUGGGGCUCCACGGGACAGCAGAAUUGCUGCGACUCUCCAAGGCGCUGGCUGAUGUGGUCAUUCCUCAGGAGUAUGGCAUCAGCCGAGAGGAGAAACUGGAGAUUGCUGUGGGCUUUUGUCUCCCAUUGCUGAGGAAGAUUCAGCUUGACCUACAGCGAACCCAUGAGGAUGAGUCUGUCAACAAGCUGCAUCCCCUGUACUCCAGAGGGGUGCUCUCCCCAGGCCGCCAUGUCCGUACUCGUCUCUACUUCACCAGUGAGAGCCAUGUCCAUUCCCUGCUCAGUGUCUUCCGUUAUGGAGGGCUUCUUGAUGAAUCUCAGGAUGCACAGUGGCAGAGGGCUCUGGCUUAUCUCAGUGCCAUUUCAGAGCUCAACUACAUGACUCAGAUUGUCAUCAUGCUAUAUGAAGACAACACCCAGGAUCCCUCAUCUGAAGAGCGAUUCCAUGUGGAAUUACACUUCAGCCCUGGUGUGAAAGGUGUUGAGGAGGAUGGUAGUGCGCCCACUGGCUGUGGCUUCCGUCCAGCCUCUUCAGAGAAUGAGGAGCUGCAGACGGACAAAGGCAGUAUGGAAGAUCUGUGCCAUAGUAAAGAUCAAGAUGAGCCAGAUAGGGUGUUGCAGACAUCACCCCAGCCUCCUGAGAUCUCUGGUCUUCCAAGAAGAUCCCCACUCAUCCGCAACCGUAAAGCUGGCUCAAUGGAGGUGUUGUCUGAGACUUCAUCUUCCCGACCUGCUAGUUACCGUCUAUUCCAGUCUUCACGUCCACCCACAGAAAUGAAGCAAAGUGGCCUGGGCUCACAGUGCACAGGGCUGUUCAGUACCACAGUGCUGGGUGGCUCAUCCAGUGCCCCGAAUCUCCAGGACUACGCUCGCAGCCAUGGCAAAAAACUCCCACCUGCCAGCCUGAUGCAUCGAGAUGAGUUCUUGUCUGUCCCGGCUGUAAAGCGAUUUUCUGUGUCGUUUGCAAAGCAUCCGACUAACGAGCUGCUGGAUGACCAGCACCCUGUGGUCCAGCUGCUGCGCAGUUUCUCCUCCGACUGCCCAGGGGGCUGGCCAAUCUCCCUGGAUGCCACGCUGGCGCAUCACCUGCACCAGUGCUCCUACCACCUUCGUCUCUUCCGGAACUGGCUGCGCUCAGGCCAGGAUGAUCCUGAGUGCCUCUACGGAUUUGAAGGUUGUUCCAUGGUGCCUACCAUCUACCCAUUGGAAACUCUGCACAAUGCCCUCUCCCUUCGCCAAGUGAAUGAAUUCCUGAGUUCAGUCUGCCAACGGCACACAGAUGCCCAAGUAUCUGCAGCUCUGUUUGAUUCCAUGCACAGCAACCAGGCUCCUGGGGGCCCAUUUGCUCCACCCCAGACCCUUCACUCACCCCCUUUGCAGCUCCGGCAGCGCUCUGAGAAGCCCCCAUGGUAUAGCAGUGGCCCCUCCAGCACUGUGUCUAGUGCUGGCCCCUCUUCCCCUACUUCAGUAGAUGGAGGCUCCCAUUUUGCCUUCAGUGACCAUCUGAACCUGAGUUCUCAAGUGGGUGAAGAUUGUCGAAGUUAUGGGCAGCCUCAGGAGAUCCCUGAGGAUGGGGACAAGGAGGCCACAGAGAUGGGAAAAGGGCCCUCUAAAAUCCUCCAGCCACCUCAGGAAAUGCCUGGGCAGGGGGGGCGGCUGACACAGGAGGCCCUGGAAGAGGUGGGCCAGGCCCCCCAAGAGGUUCUGGUGCAAGCGGAGCCCCUGGUGCAGAGAGAGGGCCCUCUCGAAGGUGAUCAGCCCUUUCAAGAGUAUCCUGUCAGUGCUGACACCCUGUCAAAGGGAACCUCUGACAUCGGCUUCAUGUUCCAGAAGAUUCCUGAGGAAGCUGCCCAGCCAGGCCAGGAGGCCGAGGAGGAGGCUGCCCAGCCAGGCCAGGAGGAUGGCCAGGAGGUUGGUCUGCUGUCCCAGGAGGCUUCUAAGAAAGCUGACCUGCUGUCUCAAGACACUCUAGGAGAAGUUGACCAGCCAACCCAGGAGAGUACUAAGGAAGUCGAUCAUCUAUUUGGAAAUAAUGUUCUCCAAGGCCAGCACCUGUUUAGUGACCCAGACCCUUUAGACCAAGUCUUGACCCUCAGCCAGCAGCCUCCCUUUCCACCAGCACCACAUGACUAAGUGCUAUGUCAUUAGUGGUCACUGUACCAGUCAUUUGAACCAGCAGCAAUUCUGCUGGCCACCUUACCUGCCAGUUAGAGGUCUUGGCUCCAACCAGAGGGCUCUGAGGAAGCAACCUCUCCCCUCAUAAAGAGGGGCAUGAUUGGGGCAGGAGCUGGGCCGGGGUGGAGCCAGCUCUGCCAAAGGUCCCCUGGGUCUGGCUACCUAAUUAGUGUCCUCAGCUCCUCAGAAUAGAGCGUGCUAGGUAACUGGGAGUUGAGUGGAAUGUCAUUUUGUUGCUAAAGACGAUUGAGGACUAGCACAGAGAAGAGAAGGGAUCCCAGCUGAGGGUCCUGGAUUCUGACGAAUGCUCUAGCAAAGGGUGGAUAGUCUCCCAAGGUCCCUUGGGCCCCCUGGGCAUUCAAGAGGUGUAGCUAGUGUUCUGUGGGCAGUUUUAGGAUUGCCCAUCAAAUUGGGAGAGGAAAAGAGAAUCCCAUUCCCCAAUUGACCAUCUUAGUGGCCACUGAUACUGAAAUUGGGCUAUAGAUAUUCCCAUAUUAUCCCCAAGUGCCCCCUUCCUAUCCAUCUGGACAACAGCUCUGGCAUAGGAUGGGUAUCAAACUACUCUAAAAAGAGUAAUCACUUAAAGCUGCUUUAGGGGUAUCUUGCCUUCAGGGGACCCUUGGCCAACUGCUGAGGGGUAUUUUGGCUUGGUGUGGGGAGGGAGUCUAUAGUGGAGAGAAUCAGGUUUUAUUUUAAGCAAUUAGAAGAGAUCACUAUUGUACAGACAGGAACAAAAAUUUAAUAUAUAUAUAUGUGUGUGAGUGUGUGUGUGUGCGCGCGUGUGUGUAUGUGUAUACAUAUAUAUAUACAUAUAUAUAUAUAUAUAUAUAUGUAUGUGUGUGUGUGUAUAUAUAUCUUUCUAUAGUGAAGCCAGAGCCAGGCCCACCGAGGACCAAGCACUCCAGGGUCCCUGUGAGGUUUGUUCUUGCUUCUCUUGUAUUCUUAGGGCCAGGUGUGAUUGUGAAGCUUUUCCCAAAGAUGAUGGGGGGAGGGAGGGAGGGAAGGGUGGGCAGGGAGAUACAAUCAUUUGAAUUGGGUGAGGGCAGGAACAUCGUGAGUGCUCAAUAAAUAUGAAAUAACGGCAA